UCCACGUCCCCUCAGAUCUGUGAGUUCCUGACGGUGAUGGCCGUGUGCCACACGGUGGUCCCAGAGAGGGAGGAAAACGGGAUCAUUUACCAGGCGUCUUCUCCAGAUGAAGGAGCGCUGGUCAAAGGAGCCAAAGGACUGGGCUUCGUCUUCACAGCAAGAACCCCGCGUGCAGUCAUCAUCGAGGCUAGAGGAAAGGAGAUGAGCUAUGAGCUGCUGAACGUGCUCGAGUUCUCCAGUAACCGCAAACGCAUGUCUGUGGUGGUCCGGACCCCCACCGGGAGGCUGAGGCUGUACUGCAAAGGAGCUGAUAAUGUCAUUUUUGAGCGUCUGACUGAAGCAUCCCAGUACAAAGAGUUAACUAUGGCUCAUCUGGAAGAGUUUGCUACUGAAGGUCUGAGGACUCUGUGCUUCGCCUAUGUGGACCUGGAGGAAGAGGCUUACCAGGAGUGGCUGAAAGAAUACACUAUCAUCAGCACGGUGCUGAAAGACCGAGCUCAGAAACUAGAGGAGUGUUACGAACUACUGGAAAAGGUAAACACGACGUCGAGAGACCGGAAUAUUCUCAAACACACACUUCAU
Molecule: messenger RNA, 582 nt
Organism: Notothenia coriiceps (black rockcod)
Lineage: Eukaryota; Metazoa; Chordata; Actinopteri; Perciformes; Nototheniidae
Product: phospholipid-transporting ATPase IB-like
Exons: 5
Biological process (GO): neuron development; phospholipid translocation
Cellular component (GO): plasma membrane; trans-Golgi network
Molecular function (GO): ATPase-coupled intramembrane lipid carrier activity; nucleotide binding
Source: RefSeq, a predicted model, not a curated record